Messenger RNA from Neolamprologus brichardi, 1494 nucleotides. Lineage: Eukaryota; Metazoa; Chordata; Actinopteri; Cichliformes; Cichlidae. The record is from RefSeq and is a predicted model, not a curated record.
UUCUCGCUGCGGAACGUGGGGCGCAGCGUGCGGGGCAGCGUGCGAGGCAUCCUGCACUGGCGCAGCUCCUCCAGCGACGCCACGCAGGCGCAGCUGCCCUCCAGCUACAGCUAUACCAUGGGCGUGCAGGACACCUCGAAGAGGACCUCUGGCACUCAGCCUCCCACACCCACCUCCUCCAUGCCCGUUUCUCUGUCCAUGCCCCUCUCGCUGCCUCAUUCCUCCUCCUCCUCGCUGCCGCCUUCGUCGUCGAGCAGCGCCACCUCCCUGUCGUUGUCAGAAGCUGCUCGGGAUCGGCGGCGGAGCAACGGCGAAGGAGGCGAGAAGGAGAAGUGGAGCCAUCGUCUGGAGAAGCUCCGAUUGUCACGAUCCCCUCCUCCCAUCCUCACCUCGACCGCCUCCGGCUCGCACUCUGCAACGCUGCCUCCGAGCAGCGCCGCCGCCAUGGGUCCUCCGAGGAAGGUGGGCCGGCUGGUACGGGAGGGCGGGGUGAGCGUCAGCUCAUCCAGUGACGAGUGGAGCGGCAGCCACGGCUUCUCCGGCUUCUCCUUCGGUCUGCUGCAUCACGGUACGGACAACAAUCCUUCCUCGGCGCAGUCUCCUGGAGCACAGCCGCCACCGGUGCAGUCUCUCGCCAGCGGGGGGAACGUGCCCUGGAGGGGAGGACGCUGGCACAAAUGUCGCCUGGUCCUCCGAGAGCGGGACAGAGAAGGUGGCGAGCGUGGAGAGGAGUACUACCUGGAAUUCUUCAUCCCACCCAAAGUGAGUUCUGAUGAACAGGAAGAUGCCGAGGGUGUGUGCGGGGCGCCGUUGGACAUCAGCGGGACACCUGAGAUCGGUGACCGCCUUUCACAAGUGUGUUAUGGCGGGAUCGGCGGCUCCUCUCCUCUCAUGGAUCCUCUCCCGCCCGAGCUGCCACCUCGAGCGCCUCUCGAUGAACCAGAUGGCCGGAUUCACGGAGGGGGCGGGGCUAGUCUGGGCACGCCGUUUGCUGAGACGCCAGACGCCACAGGGUCUUUCCUGUUCUCUGACGUGACGCCGGUUGAGGCGGUGGAGCACCCGCUCAGCGAGUGUCAGUGGUUCCACGGCACGCUGUCCCGCCUCAAAGCCGCUCAGCUGGUGCUGGCUGGAGGCCCGGCGAGCCACGGCGUCUUUCUGGUCCGUCAAAGCGAGACGCGGCGCGGAGAAUACGUCCUCACCUUCAACUUCCAGGGAAAAGCCAAGCACCUCCGCCUCUCGCUGAAUGAGGACGGUCAGUGUCGAGUGCAGCACCUGUGGUUCCAGUCCAUCUUCGACAUGCUCGAGCACUUCCGCGUGCACCCGAUCCCCCUGGAGUCCGGCGGCGCCUCCGACGUCACGCUCAUCAGCUUCGUGGGCGCUACCGCCAUACGGCAGCCAGGCCGGGACAGGGCGGGCAGUCGGCCUACAGCCUGUGAUGUCAUCACCACGCGCCAUCCUGACUCUCCAUCAACCCCCAUCUCUGACUGUGUGUAA